AUGUAUAGUGUAUAUGAAACACUUUGUGAAGGUCUUGAUGAGGAAUACAAAGUACAUGGUUGUUAUAGGAAUUUGGCAGAAUUGUUCAUAAAGUUGGCAGAAUUUUAUUUAAGCGGUUGUAGUGGUCACACACUUGUGUGGUUUGAGGAAGAAUACAAGUUUUAUGUUUCCCUGGGUGGUGAUGGGGCGCCUUUUGGGAAACAUGAUACUGCAUGUGCGUGGUUGGUUGGAUUUUUGAACAUUGGCCGAGGAAUUUUGAGUAGCAAUGAAAACUUUUUGUUAUUCGGUGCUAAUUGUUCAGAAAAUUGCAUUCCAGUUCAACGUUAUAUUAAGAUGCUAGUGUCUGAUGUACAACACCUUGAACAGCAAACUUUUAAAUGCACAUACAUUACAUCAGAAAGCCAGACAUGUACAGUUGAUAUCAAAUUUCAUAUCUCGGAAUUCCCUAACGAUUUGAAGAUGGUUGCAUUUUUGUGCGGUGAGUUGACUAAUAGUGCCACAUAUUUUUGCUCAUUUGCCAAUGUUUCUAGCAAAGAUGCCACUGAUUUAAACGGCCAGUUUGGCAAGGAAAAAGACAAAAAAUGGCAUCCGUGGAAUUAUUCGGAAAGGGUACAAGUAGCCAAAAGUGUUGAAACGUUCAAGCAGACUGUCGCAAAGCAAAAUAUAGCAGAAAGUACUAAGCGAUCCAAAGUAACUAAUUUCAUAGCCGGCAAAAGAAGUAGGCAAGAAUUUAAACCACUCCUAGGCCCAAUGGUUGAUAGGAUCCAUAUUGAUCCUUUGCACCUAAAAAAUAAUGCAUGUGCACUAGCCCACAGGCUACUUCUACAAGAGGUAUUACUGAUUUCUCAAUUACCCAGUGCAAUAAAAUCAUUUUUGCAGGUUCCCAGCACUUCGCCAUUUCACAAAUAUAUUGAUGCAAUGAGAACUAAGUGCAAUCUUAGAAGACUUGCAAACAAAAUUAUUAGGUGGUUCAAUGAAAACCGAGAUAGCAAGUUUGAUUAUAGAUUCACCGGAAAAGAUUCUCGGUGCUUUUUGCAGAACUUCAUGUUUCUAAUUGCUGCUAUGGAACCAUUUUUGAAAGAUAAAACUAAGGCAUUGUUUACAUUUCAUGUACUUGCUUACUUGUGUUUAACCCUGCGGGAUUGUGUUUCUGUGUUCAGUCGAAUCGAUGUAACCGAUUCACAGUUAGAUGAUUUGGAGAAAAACUGUCGAGAUUGUGUUUCUGUGUUCAGUCGAAUCGAUAUAACCGAUUCACAGUUAGAUGAUUUGGAGAAAAACUGUCAUAUUUUGUCCUACAUUAUCUGUAUUUUGACCACCACCCUACUGCAUGGACAUUGGGAAACAUUGUUCCUGAGCAUGCUAGAGAUAUGA
Molecule: messenger RNA, 1371 nt
Organism: Paramuricea clavata
Lineage: Eukaryota; Metazoa; Cnidaria; Anthozoa; Malacalcyonacea; Plexauridae
Source: the annotation of a GenBank genome assembly